Molecule: messenger RNA, 1339 nt
Organism: Synchiropus splendidus (mandarinfish)
Lineage: Eukaryota; Metazoa; Chordata; Actinopteri; Syngnathiformes; Callionymidae
Gene: eif3i
Product: eukaryotic translation initiation factor 3, subunit I
Exons: 11
Coding region: 128-1105 (325 amino acids)
Biological process (GO): cytoplasmic translational initiation
Cellular component (GO): eukaryotic translation initiation factor 3 complex, eIF3m; cytoplasm
Molecular function (GO): protein binding; translation initiation factor activity; RNA binding
Source: RefSeq, a predicted model, not a curated record
UCUCAGUGUGAUGACGUCGACUUCCCUUUCCGCCGCCACCGGCCGCUUAAACACGAGUUUUCGCUGUGCUUUCUGAAUGUGCGUCCUUUUAAGUUAAUUCACACGUCGAGUCUGAAUUGCUGACAAAAUGAAACCCAUUCUUCUACAGGGCCAUGAGAGAUCCAUUACACAGAUAAAAUACAACAGAGAGGGGGACCUGAUCUUCUCUGUUGCUAAAGAUACUGUGGCAAAUGCUUGGUAUUCAGUGAAUGGAGAAAGGCUGGGCACCUACAAUGGACACACAGGAGCUGUGUGGUGUAUUGACUGUGAUUGGGACACCAAGAACGUUUUGACAGGGUCGGCAGAUAACAGCUGUCGGUUGUGGGACUGUGAGACUGGCAAGCAGCUCGCCCUGCUGGAAACAAACUCUGCCGUCAGAACGUGUGGCUUCGACUUCAGUGGCAACAUCAUCAUGUUCUCCACAGACAAACAGAUGGGCUACCAGUGUUACCUGAAUUUCUUCGACCUCCGGGAUCCACAGCAAAUUGAGGACAACCAGCCCUACCUGUCAGUGCCCUGCAAUGACUACAAGAUCACCAGCGCAGUCUGGGGGCCACUUGGGGAGUUUGUCAUCGCUGGACAUGAAAACGGCGAGGUCAACCAGUUCAGUGCUAAGACUGGAGAGGUCCUGGAGAAGGCCAAGGAGCAUACCAAGCAGAUCAAUGACAUCCAGACGUCAGUUGACCUCACCAUGGUCAUCACCGCUUCCAAGGACAACACUGCCAAGCUGUUUGACUCCACCACUCUGGAGCACAUCAAGACCUUCAGGACAGAGAGACCCGUCAACUCGGCUGCCAUCUCCCCCAUCAUGGACCACGUGGUGAUGGGUGGAGGACAGGAGGCCAUGGAGGUCACCACCACCUCCACCAGGAUUGGCAAGUUUGAGGCCAGGUUCUUCCAUGCUGCCUAUGAAGAAGAAUUUGGCCGGGUUAAGGGUCAUUUUGGCCCUAUCAACUGUGUGGCGUUUCAUCCCGAUGGCAAAAGCUACAGCAGUGGAGGAGAAGACGGCUACGUGAGGAUUCAUCACUUUGACCCUCAGUACUUUGACUUUGAACUGGAAGCCUGAGUGUCAUUCGAGUGACAAGACCGCCUCUCCAUCCACACUCACCUUUUAUUCAAGACAUUUAACUCCAGCUGCACCUGCUUUCAAAAGUGGAGCAUCUGUGGCUGGCAGGAUUUCCUGAUAGAUUUUUAUCUAACAAGAUCCCCUUGGUUGUCAUCCAUGAUAUUCAACACAUUAACUGUAUUGCUGUUGUUCAACCAUUCCACCACUAUCACCAUAAAGAAAUUUGAAAGUCCA